Molecule: messenger RNA, 1358 nt
Organism: Amborella trichopoda
Lineage: Eukaryota; Viridiplantae; Streptophyta; Magnoliopsida; Amborellales; Amborellaceae
Product: small multi-drug export protein
Cellular component (GO): chloroplast
Source: RefSeq, a predicted model, not a curated record
CCAACCGGAAUGAUAACCUAGAUCUCUCUCACCCGAGCAUAAUAAAGUUCCGCGCCCACCAAUCGCCUUCCCCCCUCUUCGGUUCUUCCUCCCAGUUCAUCGUUUUUUUGUACUCUUCCUCUCUGAAAGUUAAAAGAUGCCAUUUUUGUGGUCUUUGUGGGUUCUUGGAGCUCACAUUAAGCCCUCACCUGCAACUAUUCUCUGAAAUGGGCGAUUUAAGCAGAAAAAUAUCUAAAACCAACGUUCUCUUGAGGAGUUUUAAUUAAUGGCUUCCAUAGGAGCAGUAAUCACUAUCAAAUGUUCCUCUUCUCUCUGCCAUUCUCCAUCAAAACUCCAUUUCUACUGUCCACCUCCUCAAACCCACUUACUUCCACUUCUUCAUGGGCUUCGCAAUUUCAGACCCAUAAAGCUUCAGACAGCUUCGUCCUCAUUUUCCCAGGCUCCUCCUGUUGCAGCUUCUUUUACUUGUUUCAUUUCAAACCCUUCAGAAGAGGAUGAACUCAAGAAAGAGAAGGGGGAUUUUCUCUUAAAGUCCCUAAAAUUUGUUGGAUCGAUCCUUUUCUGCCUUUCUCUCUCACUUGCAUUGGCCAUUGGAGCUGCUUAUGCUUCUACUGAUUCUAUCAAAGCCUCAAGGUUCGGCCUCAAAAUUGCAGAGGCCAUGAGAAAGUCGGGUUGGGCGGAUGAAGCCAUUGUUUUUGCAUUGGCCAUUCUUCCAGUGAUCGAGCUUCGCGGUGCUAUUCCAGUUGGUUAUUGGAUGCAUCUCAAACCUCUUCACAUCACACUAUUAUCGGUGAUUGGAAAUAUGGUUCCUGUACCCAUAAUCUUAAUGUACUUGAAAAGGUUAGCCAACUUUCUUGCUCAAAGGAAUGCAUCUGCCUCGAAAUUCAUGGACCUUCUCUUUGAGAGAGCUAGAGAGAAAGCAGGCCCCGUUGAGGAGUUUCAAUGGCUCGGGCUCAUGCUAUUUGUCGCCAUACCAUUUCCGGGAACUGGUGCAUGGACUGGAGCCAUUGUUGCUUCCAUUUUAGACAUGCCUUUCUGGUCUGCUGUUUCCGCUAACUUCUUUGGGGUCGUUUUGGCUGGGCUUUUGGUUAAUUUACUUGUGAACCUUGGCCUCAAAUAUGCCAUUGUAACGGGUAUCAUAUUAUUCUUUGUAUCUACUGUUAUGUGGAGUGUUUUAAGGAACCUAAAGAAAUCGUUAGAUUCAAACUAACAGCUCUUCUCUGCAAUUUGUAUUCCUCUUAUUAGCAAGGUUAUUUGCGUUCUUCAAGUGUAAUGAGGACAUGAUUUAAUAUGCUAUUUUCUACUUGUGGACAUUAGUUUAGUCGGAUUGAAUCUCAUGAUAAUCUGAUUUGGAAGUA